CGUUUUCGUCGUUCCCCGUCAUCACACACGGCCACAGAAGAGAAGGCGAGCCGUGAGAGAGUGUGUGUGUGUGUGCGCGCGCGCGCGUUGCCGUUGUGUGUUUCUCGUUCGAGGGCAGAAGAGUUCACUCGCGUACAAACGGCGGAGAAUCCACCGAGUGUGCGUGUACAUGUGCGCGCGUGCGCGUGUUUAAAUACGCUUGUGUGUGUGUGUGUGUAUUCUGUGCGCGCGCGCGCGCGUGUGUGUGUUGCCGUGUGUCUACAUGCCCCCGUGUAUACGUUCCCGGAAGAAACGAAGAGACGAAUGAUAUACCGAUCGCGGCAGCUUCUCCGUUUCGCUGCUGUCGUUUAUUAUUAUCGUCGGUGCUAUUACAACGACUAUUGCCGCCGCCGCCGCCGCUGUGCUGCUUUACAUGAUCGUCGAUACGCACGAUUCACGUGCCGCACAUGCAUUCACGACGGACACGUACGAGAAAAAGAGAGGUCAUCUGAAGCGGCGAAGUGGCCUUCCUGUUGAUAUCUCGGACGAGAAACCGCGCGCGCCAAUCCGCUACGUGCGAUACGGCCCUGAGAAGUGAUUUCGGCAUGGCAAGUAAUGUGGAACACGGCGUUCGCGGCAGUGCUCUAGCGAUUGUAUUAUCGACGCGCCACCGACAUCGGCCGGCGCGUUCCAUUUUCAACCGGAAGGACGUCCCAGCAGCAUCCACCGCUCGUUUUUAAUCCCAGUCUCCGAAAAGUCCGAAAAGAGAGUUUUUUGGAACACAUUUGGACACGGGAGACUUUUGUUUUUUUUUUCUUUUUUUUUGUUUUUUUUUUCACGGACGGGCGAGGAGAACGGGAAGGAGACGAAAAACUCUCUCUCUCUCUCUCUCUCUCUCUCGUCGCGGGGUCGACUAUCAAUCGUCGAUCAAUCAAAAACGACGAACGUAAGGCGGGGGAACGGACACGUGGGGGAUUAUAAGUCGGGAACGUUGUACGGGUGGCCCCGAGCGCGCGGUGUUCAAUGAGACAAGGAGAUGAAGACGAGGAAGUCGCUGCUGCCGUUCGUUCUGUGUGUUACGGUGGUGGGCCUGGCGCUUUGCCAGGAGAAAAAAUGGUCGAAAUCGACCGCGAAGCACCGGGAUAAAAGCGCUAAGGGCAAGUACGAUCCUGAUUACACGGACAGGUUCGAGGAUUUCUACAAACGAAACUCGGCGGUCAUCGAUUACCAAACUCUCGGUUCGAACAGUCCGACAUCCUACAGAAACAACAGGGCCAUUUCUCAAUCCAGACCGAUGGACGUCGAUGAAUUGAAGGGCAAUCAGCACUCUAGUCAAUCGUCGAAUCUGCCGAAGUCGCACGCGAAAUCGACGGUGCGGGAGAAGGAACGCAUAAAGAACACGACUAUCGGGGACGGUAUUUGUCAGAGCGCCGACAUCAGGAACAACGUUCAAUCUUUCUUUGAUGUGAAUCUGAACGAUUGUCGCGUGAUCGAGGGUUUUCUCCAAAUUGUGCUUAUCGAGAACAACACCGAGGCGGAUUUCGAGAACGUUAGCUUCCCGGAACUGAGAGAGAUCACCGGUUACUUCCUCUUGUAUCGCGUCGACGGUUUGAAGAGCCUCAGCAAACUUUUUCCGAAUCUCGCGGUCAUCAGAGGCGACAUACUUCUCACCGACUACGCCUUCAUGAUUUACGAGAUGAAGAGCCUGCAGGAAAUCGGUCUCACGAGUCUGACCAAGAUAUCCCGUGGUGGCGUGCGCAUCGAGAAGAAUCCCAAUCUCUGCUUCACCAAUACCGUGAAUUGGAACGCCAUUGUGCUGGCCGGCGAGAACUUCAUCAAAGACAAUAAGAACGAACAGGAUUGCCCGCACGUAAAAGGAUGUUCCCAGUGUCCCGACGGUUAUUGCUGGACCGCGCAACGUUGUCAGAACCUGGAAAAACCGAGGUGUCACCAACAGUGUCUCGGGGAGUGUUACGGUCCGAGCGACAGCGAGUGUUACGUGUGCAAAUACUAUCGACACGAGGGGAAAUGCAUCGAAACGUGUCCGGACCAUUUGUUUUCAUAUCUGUCGAGACGAUGUAUCAGCAAGGAUGAGUGUCUAAUGAUGAACAACAUUAGGAGAUAUUCUAAACUGAAAGAGAAUCAACUGUGGCGACCUUUCAACUACUCGUGCGUCACCCAAUGUCCCGAUGGUUACGAGGACGCUAUCACGAAAAAUGAAACAACCUGUCGGGCUUGUAAGGGUCAGUGCCGCAAAACCGCCAGCGGUGCUAUUAUACGUCACAUGUCGGACGCUCAGAGUUUCCGCGGUAUCACGAUAGUGAAGGGGGCCUUAGAGUUUCAAAUCAGAAACGGAAAUCCGAACAUAAUGAACGAAUUGGCGGACGCGUUCGGUAUGAUCGAGGAGAUCACCGAAUAUCUGAAGAUAACGCAUUCCUUUCCGAUCACGUCGCUGAACUUCUUCAAGAAGCUCAAAGUGAUCAAGGGCGAAAAUCUGGACAUUAACAACGCGAGUUUCGUAGUUCUGGACAAUCCGAAUCUCUCGUCCCUUUUCCCGCCGUCUCAAAAGAUAACGAUAGAGAACGGCAGGUUGUUCUUUCAUUACAAUCCCAAACUCUGUCUGUCCAAGAUCGAACAGUUGGGCAAAAUGGUGAACAUCACGAACUUUACGGAUCUCGAAGUGCAACCGGAAUCUAACGGUGACAAAGUUGCGUGCAACAUCGUUAAUAUAAACAUUACGGUGGUGGUACGGGGUACGGAUCACGUGCUCUUAAGUUGGGACAGUUACAAGCCGUUGGAGGGCCAACAGCUUCUUAAUUAUUUGCUAAAUUACAUAGAAACCGAAAACGAGAACAUAACGUACGAGGCGAACGCUUGCGGCAACAACACGUGGCAGACCCUGGACGUCGGCAUACCGAGUUUGAAUUCGACCGUAUCGAAGAACAUCACGAAUCUGAAGCCGUACACAAUGUACGCCGCUUACGUGAAGACGUUCACGGCGAGAAACAAAAAUUCGUUCAUGAGUCCGGUGGGUCAGUCGGAAAUUAUCUUCUUCCGGACGAAGAGCGCGAUACCGUCGGUACCGACGAACGUCACCUCGACCGCGAUAAGCGAAAGCGAGAUCUUGGUCAAGUGGGACCCACCGAUGUAUCCGAACGGUCCUAUUGGUUACUACUUGAUUUCCAGUACGAUCCGAUUGGACGACAAGGAACUAAUCGCUUCUCGAGAUUACUGCGUCGACACGUUGAUCAGCGACAUCGAGAAAAAGGAGAUACACGAUGUGACGAUUAAGACGCCAUUGAUUUCGAGUCCGAAUUCGUGCUGUUCCAAAGACGCGAGCGCGAAGAUCGGAGCUUCCAAGGAGUUUCAGAUCUUCUGCCACGAGAACAUGACUAUCAGUUACGUGUCGACCGGUUGGAAGGAUUACUGCGUUUUCAACAACUACAACACGCCGGACAAAUUCUAUGACCUAACCAACAGUCUGUCCUCCGCGCAGGAGAAGCAAAAGACAACGGACAUUUCGGACAACGAGCUGCUCUUUAACGUUAGCGUUAAGAAUCAUUCGUAUCUCUUGAAGAACCUGCGACAUUAUUCUCUGUACACCAUUACGGUCGCUGCGUGCGGCAGAAAAGUCGACGGCGACACGCAAAUGUGCUCAUCCAUUCAGUACACGAACGUACGGACGAAGAAACGUCCGAAUGCGGACGACGUUCACAACGUGAAGGUUCACAUCAUCAACAACACGAUAGUUAAGGUCACAUGGGAACCGGUCAAGCAUCCGAACGCCUUUACCGUCUCGUACACCGUCGAGUACACGAAUCUGGACGUGAAGGAUGCGAAGAAGAGCACCGAGUGCAUACCGUGCACCAUACGCGACGAAAAGUACAAUAGUCAUUACAUUAGAAAUCUCAGUCCGGGUCAGUACAGUCUUAGAAUGCGUUCAACGUCACUAGCGGGUGACGGUCCUUUUACCGAGGCGAUUUAUUUCUCCGUCGGUUUAACGGGCAACAAUCAGAUAGUGGUGGCAACGGUGGUGACUAUCAUAGUGCUAGUGACCGCCACGAUAGCGGCUGUGUUUGUUAUUAGGAGCCGUUUGAAGAAGAAGCAGGAACGACUGAUAGCCAGCGUGAAUCCGGACUACAUCGAGACCAAGUACGUGGUCGACAGUUGGGAAGUGCCGAGGGAAAACGUCGAGAUUGUGGAGGCGUUCGGUUUGGGUCAUUUCGGGAUGGUGUAUCGGGGAUAUCUGGACGGUACCAUACAAGUGGCCAUCAAAACGAUCUCCGAUAACGCGAGUCAACGGGACAAGCACGAGUUUCUGAACGAAGCGUCGGUGAUGAAGAACUUCUCGACGUUUCACAUCAUCAAGCUGCUGGGUGUGGUCUCGAUGGGCAAUCCGCCGUUCGUCAUAAUGGAACUCAUGGAGAACGGCGAUCUGAAGAACUAUCUGCGCAAAAUACGCGACACCGACAUGGUGCCGGACGCGUCCCGUAUAAUGAGAAUGGCGGCGGAGAUCGCCGACGGUAUGGCCUAUCUGGAGUCGAAGAAAUUCGUGCAUCGAGAUCUGGCGGCGCGCAAUUGCAUGGUGUCCAAGGAUCUGGUCUGCAAGAUCGGCGACUUCGGCAUGGCGAGGGAUAUAUACGAGACCGAUUAUUACAAGAUCAGCAAGAAGGGCCUGUUGCCGAUACGAUGGAUGGCGCCGGAGUGCCUGUCAGACGGCGUGUUCACGUCCGACACGGAUGUUUGGUCGUUCGGCGUCGUGCUUUACGAAAUACUCACACUCGCCGAGAUACCGUAUCAAGGUUUCUCGAACGAGGAGGUGUUGCAUCACGUAUUGCACAAAGGCGUGCUGAAUAUACCGCGUAAUUGUCCCGAGACGAUACAGAAGAUAAUGGAGAAGUGUUUCAAGUGGCGGCCCAGCGAACGUCCGACUUUCAUGGAGAUCGUCACCGAGCUGGAGCCGUUUCUUGGCCAGGACUUCUGCGAGAAGUCGUUCUAUCACUCGGACGAGGGCAUCGAGAUACGCAGCCAGGGCGUCAAGAAGGUCUAUCACAACGCCGCGCCGAUUCGGUUUCACUGGGGUCACGAGACCGGGGCCAGGUGGGUGAAGGGUUUCGACAACGACAACGUGACGCUGCUCGAUCAGACGAAAGCGGGCACCAGUCGGGGUCGAAUCUUCAAGAACGGCUUUCAACACUUUGUAAAGUCCUUAUUACGGGUGUCCGACGAUCUACGUGAAAUUGGAGAAUUCACAAGACUCUUUUUUGUCGUAUCAAUCAAACAACAAAACAAGUAAUAAGGUACACACAUACAUAUUUUAAUAAUUCAAUAUUUAAACAAACGUUGAAUGAAUUUUGUAAAGUUACGCCGUUUUAUUAUCUUUAUUAUAAAAUACUUAAAACACAAUUACACAUUACGUUGUAAUUACGUUGUUCGUAACUUGAGCGAUUUAUUUUACUCGUUUCGAGAGAAUUACAUCGCUAUACAACAUGUUCCGCUCAUUAGAUCAAGUCGAUAAGUAUUAUAAUUUAUUUGUCGCGUGUAAGCAUCUUUUAAUUAACUUAUUUAAUUACCUUGUAGAUGAUGUAACAAUCGAGAUAACACCAAAACCAAGCAUUAAUUAUUCAACGCGUUGUAAUCUCCGGAAAGAUGGCGAUAUUGGUUGCGCGCGUGUGGGAGAGGCUUUUAUAUUUUCUACAUCGUAAAACACAAGAAAGGAAACUUUUGUAGCUCGUAAUUACCGCGUGCGUGCGUGCGCGCGCGCGCAUCAACGCACUUGUACAUACAACAUUAGCAACAUUUAAGUAAGAAAAAUCGAAUAGAAUAAGUGUAACACUUGUGUCAAGGAUUAUAUAUAGCACAUAUAUAUAUAUGUAUAUAUACAUACAUAUAUAUAUAUAUAUAUACACAUGCCUUACGAGGCGGAAAACCAAUUUCUACGGAUUUCCUCGAAGUUCACGCGCGAAUGUCGAGCGCACGAGAUUAUCUAUCGCACGUGCGAAAGAUAAUCCGAAAAGACAGAAAAACGAAAAGAAAGAGAGAGAGAGAGAGAGAGAGAGAGAGAGGAACACAUUUUUCUCUCGUUGAUUCUCCUCGGUCGUUUUUCUCAUUCUGAGAAUAUAGCGUUGUAAAAUAAAACAAAAGAAAAACAACAAACUCGUAUACGCUCCCUCCCCCUGACAGCUCAGCCAAUUUACUUGUAUAAUCCCGUAGUAUUUUUAGGGCGCCUUGAUUUCAUGGGGGGGGGGAUUAACCGAUAAUUAAUUUAUUGUUCUCUCUAAGGUAGGUUGAACUACGAGUCUCGAGUGGUCCAAUCAGAACUAACACACUAUACAAUUAACGGUACCAUUAACUGUGCACAUAUUUUUCACGUACUCUUAUCUCGUUACAUGCGUAAGCUCUUAAUCUGUAAUAAUAAUAAAAAAAAAUAAUAAUAAUAAUUGCUGCGCGUUGUCUUGUAAACGUUAAGUCGCCGGGAGACGACGGGAGAGACGAUCUCCCGCGCCCCCGCUCUGUAAGAUAUGAAUUUCAAGUAUUUAUUGCAAAACAAAAACAACAACAACAAAAGUUUAUCUCCUCGCGCGCGUCGCGUCGCGUGUAAAUAUAGCACGUUGAUUAGGAAAUUUACUUCGCGUGCGUGUAAAGUGUAAGCAAACGUACGAUUAUUAGUUUUUUUUUUUUUAUUUUUUUUUAUUAUUAUUAUUAACGUGACGUAUAUCGCGGAUUGGAGUGAAUGACGGACUAACGCCGUUCUUGAGCACGGUUGGUUUUUUCUCGUUUUUAACCGCGUUUUUCUCUGUGAAAACAACCGCGCACUGCGAAAUAAAUUUCGGAGAACAUGUCAUGACGUAAGCGUUGACAUAAAUCACAAGCCACACCUACACACACACACACACACACACACGCGUAUGUGUAUUUAUGAAGAAAGUCGAACUAACUUUAUUUUUUUUUUUUGCAGCAUCGUCACUUGUACUCUCUUAAUCAAUUUCGUUUCCAACGACAUAUAUAUACGACGGAGAAACAAACAUACAGAGCAAACUGCCAUUAUUCUUAAGCGUUUUGUUGUUGUUAAGAUUCUCGGUAAACAAUUGCGAUUCAAACAAUUCAAACUCCAUACUUGCGUGUGGAAGCUAUAUAUAUAUAUAUAUUUGUUUUUGCAAAAGCUAAAAUAAAAACAAAAACAAUCAAAGAUUGAAACACAGUUUUCACGAUUUAUUCAUCACAGUUCGCACGACUGGACCAUGAGCUUCUGCUCUUUCUGAUGUCUCAUUACAGUUUUUAUUUAUAAAUCCGGAAGUAUAUAUGAUUUAUUGAUUUUUGUUUUUUUUUAAACUUGUAUCUCAUGUGUGACGACCACUGCGUAUUUAUUUUGAGUUCUCUCACUUUGUAACGCGUGUUCAAAUAUCGAGUAAUACAAAUUCCGUGUGAGUUUUGUGUGCAUUUUCACGAAAAUGGAAAUCAAAUGACAAGAGUUCGUGUAAUAUGGAGGAACAUAUGUUUCUUGCUGCACGAGUUCUUGAUUUACCGUAUUUGUACGUCGUUGCCUCUCCGUCGUACCGGACGUGUGUGUACGUUUCUGUCACGGCCUCUUUUUGAAAGUUUCGAAUGGCGUAAUCCGAAACUCAUGUCCCUCCUCUCUCCCUUGAGGUUUUCAAACUAUUACCGCUGUAAUUCCGACGGAUUGGAAAUUUUCUCCGACUACGUGUCGAAGCGGAGUAAAAUUUCUCGACGGAGAAAAUCCGUGUUCUGUCUUUUCCUUUUACGCGUUUCCAAGUUGUGGCAUCCUGACGGAUAUCUUUUUUAUUUGAUUUUCACCGAGAAGACAGAAUCUCCAGAAUUUUUGGAAGCAACAGAAUUGUGCGUUGCUAGCCUCGAAUGCACAGACGGCAUUGUCCGUCAAUUUGGAAAAACUGUCGUGUUUCCCUAAAAAAAAAAAACAAAAAAACAAAAACUCGUCGGAAUUAGAUCGGCAGCAAUUUCUUGGUCGCUGUGAAUCGUGUCGUUGCGAUUUGCGCGAGCUGACCCUGAAAGAUCCGAAAAUACAGUUCGGAUUAAUCACCGUUUUAAUUGCGGUACUGACUGCGUACGACCACACGUGCAUCAUGUGUAAUGUGCACGUGCACGAGAAACUCCAAUGGACUGAUACUGAAGACUUUAGCUUUAAAUUAGCCGUCGCCGCCGUCGUUUUUGAUGGUUUUUUUUUUUUUUUUGUUUUUUUUUGUUUUUUCUUUUCUUCCUCUCGCAUUGACGAAAUAUAUCGCUCACGGAACGCGCGAAAGAUAAUAUAACAUAGCGACGUAUAUACCAGGUUGUCUCGAAACGUGUAAAACGUGUACGCGGAAUGAGUCAUUAAGUAUUACGGCCUGUAACAACGUGUAUUUGAUAAUAUUUUAUUAAACACUUCUAUUAAUAUAAUUUUACUACGGAUUUUACUGCGGUUAAAAUUAUUAUUAUUAUUAUUAUUAUCGUCAUGAAAAUAUCGAAUUUAUAUAGUGUCACACAUAUAGCACGUAGAAUAAUUCAUGUACAUUCUCUCAUUUGCGUAAUAAAAAUUAAGAGAGAUUUAACAUUUGUCGCUAUAGGUCGUAAAAUUAUCGUAACUCCGCGCAUUCGCGGCAAAGUUGUUUUAUUCCUUCAACGAAAACGGAUAUCUUCUCGGCAAAUGGGGAUUUCGAAUUCUUUAUCCCGCAAAAUAGCUUUCUCAGAGAUAGCUCAACUCUCGACGUAUUAUUUUCUGUAACCGUAUCUGAUUUUUUUAUUGCAACUUACAACAAAGGAAAUUAUGUUACUCGAAAAAAAUGGCGACACUCGUGGUUAAUUUUCGUGUAAAAUUGUGUAAUGUAAUAAUAAUAAUAAUGACGAUAGCGUUUGAAUUGAAUGAUCGAGAAAGAAGUAAAAUGUAAAUUAUAAAAUAAAAUAAAAUAAAAUAAAAAAAAAUCAAAAUUAAAGUAUCACAUUGAUGUACGUCGUGCAUUUUCUUGGGGAACAUCUUGCGAAAGAUCAUCGUUCACGAAAAUCGUUCGUAAUGUGUGCAAGUGCGAGUCAUCUUCGUGCGUUAUUAACCUUUUUCAUUACUUCGUUUCUUAACGAAACUAAAUCUAAACUUCUUAGAAAGGAUAUUCCAUGAUUCUACUUAUUACAUAUAUAUAUAUGUGUGUGUUGUACUUUUUCAUAGGAAGAAAAAAAACAAACACACGUAUGUAACGUGUGACUUGAAAGUUUCACGAGAGAAGAUGUUAGAUAGGAUUAAAUUUGUAAAAUUCGAGGACGAAAGGGAUGUUUAAUUUACAGAUCGCGCGUUAAUGGAAAUAAGAUUAAUAUUUAUUUCGCUCUAAUUGGCAAAAUUACUUGAUUUCGUAGAUUAGAGAGUUCUAAGCUGUAAGAAAAAAAAAAAAAUGUAACACGACUCUUCGCGCUCUAAGCGUCGCUCUGUCGCUCUGUGAAGUUAAAAUUAUCUCUUAAGUUAAAUUUAAAAUAUUUUGAAUAUUUUUCUUAUGGGUUUUUUUUCUUAUUCUCGUUUGUAUUGCAAUACUCUCUGUUUAAAUCGUUACUCUUGCUCCAUCGAAAAUAAAAGAGCAAUAUUUGUGCUCGCGUUUGUGAGAGGCGCUCGAAAGAAAUCGCAGAAUUGCGAAAUAUUUUUGACUCUCGAUUACAGCGAUUGAUUUUUAAGAGGCGCUUGAGAGAAAUUAACGGAAUCAAAAUAUUGAAAAACGUUUAUGUUUGCGCGCAAAGAACAUCAACGUCAAUCUUCGCAAUAGGGUAUACGAUAGUUUUCUCUUAGUGUUUUUGUUUUCGAUUUGCGUAAAAGAACUCGUGCGCGACGCAACAAUCUCUCGAACACUAAAUCAUGUGCAGUUGCAAGUUAAUUUACGAACCCUCUCUCUGUUUUACGAGGAGCUUUUGAAAUUUAUAAUGUCUCGAUGUCUCGACUGCGCGAAGUGUUGGCAAUGAUUUACAACGAAUCUUCUCAACGAAGACCGCGCACGCCGCAGCUUAGAAAAUUAAUAUUACCGUACGUAAACGUGUGCUGUACGUUAGCUUUCGUCCUUGUAAUUUCUCACGUUAAUUUGCGAAAAUCUAAUGGAUGUAUGUGUGUGCGAAACUCCAACGUUGCGUUACUUCCUCGCGAGUUCUCUUCACGAUGUAUAUACGAAUUAUUUUUCACGUGCGUAACUUUUACCUUUUUUUUUUUUUUUUUUUUUUUUUUUU
This is a messenger RNA of Pseudomyrmex gracilis, 10188 nucleotides long. Its product is annotated as insulin-like receptor. Gene Ontology annotation, cellular component: insulin receptor complex; axon. The transcript has 10 exons. NCBI's taxonomy places the organism in Eukaryota, Metazoa, Arthropoda, Insecta, Hymenoptera, Formicidae. Gene Ontology annotation, molecular function: ATP binding; insulin receptor activity; insulin receptor substrate binding. The coding region runs from base 1016 to 5275 and encodes 1419 amino acids. The record is from RefSeq and is a predicted model, not a curated record. Gene Ontology annotation, biological process: cell surface receptor protein tyrosine kinase signaling pathway; positive regulation of MAPK cascade; positive regulation of phosphatidylinositol 3-kinase/protein kinase B signal transduction.